AAACCUAAAGUGGUUGGUAAAAAGGACAAUUCUCUGAUUGACUGACACAAAGUCCACCUGUGGUACUUUCAUAUUCCUUUUCCUUUCCAUCAAACAAGAAAAACAAGGGACGAGGAAAAAAAAAAAAAACCUCUUCUGCGAGUUUCUUUCUUCUCCAGCAGCAAUGGCAUCUUCGAUUCCUAAGCUUCUGCUUCUCCUUUCACUCAUCGCUUCCCUCUUAAUCUCCGUGUCUGCAAGACCUUGCAAAACCCUUUUCAUCUCUUCCUACACCUUCUCAAUCCGUCCUCUUAACCCUAACCCUAACUCCAACAACCCAUCUUCCGGAUUCGUCACAAUCGUCACUGAAAUCACCCAGAAACAACAACGCUCUUCGGAAGUCUUCCUCGAUCCUCGCUUUUUCCGGGCUGUCGGUGAUGACAAUUCCGAGUCCCAACAAGUCAUCCAUCAGCAACAACAACAGAAGGAAGAAGGUGGCGUCGUCUUGCCUUUUGGACUUGGGCUUUCUUCCUACGACAUCAAUUCUCUUCGUGAUCGUACCAAAGACAUUCUUAGUGUUGUUGUUGCUUUGCUUUUCGGUGUUGGGUGUGGCGCUUUAACUGCUGCUACUAUGUACCUGGUUUGGUCUCUGUUCUCCACCAGAUAUAAUUAUCACUAUGGUGAAUUUGACGAUGAGGAUGAUGAAGAUGAAGAUGAGGAUGUUAGUCCUAAGAAGAUGGGUUACGUUAAGAUUUCUGAGGUUCAUUCUGUCCCUAAGCAGGCGGCGGUAUGAAGAGAUUAACCUUGAUUUGUGGUUUUAGGCUUUUAUCCUUAUUACUACUGUCAAUUGGUGUUUUUAAUUGUGAUGUUUAUUAAUAUUAUUAUGUCUUGUGGAUUAUUGCUGAACAAGUAUUUCUUAUUGUCAAGAAGAAUACGACUCUUUUAUGUUUUAUUA
Ricinus communis (castor bean) is the source of this 931-nucleotide messenger RNA. RefSeq lists its product as uncharacterized. The transcript has a single exon. The coding region runs from base 164 to 769 and encodes 201 amino acids. The record is from RefSeq and is a predicted model, not a curated record. Lineage: Eukaryota; Viridiplantae; Streptophyta; Magnoliopsida; Malpighiales; Euphorbiaceae.